Zootermopsis nevadensis is the source of this 6613-nucleotide messenger RNA. Its product is annotated as RNA demethylase ALKBH5. Gene Ontology annotation, cellular component: nucleus. The record is from RefSeq and is a predicted model, not a curated record. Gene Ontology annotation, molecular function: oxidative RNA demethylase activity. Gene Ontology annotation, biological process: mRNA processing; mRNA export from nucleus. NCBI's taxonomy places the organism in Eukaryota, Metazoa, Arthropoda, Insecta, Blattodea, Termopsidae.
UUUAAAUUUAUACCACCGUGACCAGUGGAAGUUAAAAAGGUUAUGGAAUGUACCAGAAAUUGAAAUACGAAGUGCGUAAUAUAACUAGACCAACUUCAUAAAAUAUCAUGGCAGCUGGUUAUACCGAUUUGAGGCAAAAGUUGCAAUUUAAGCAAAAAAGUUUCAGAUCCCAAGAAAAGGAAAAGAAGUAUACAAAUUCGCCUCAUCAGUAUUCGCCUUAUCAAAAUGUAGAAGACAAUUUAGUUAUUUUAAAGCAAAUCCACACAGGAAUCCAACAGCGACGACUAUUUGACAAUGAGCAGUGUGCUGCCAUUGAAGAAAAAAUAGAUGAAGUUGUCGAGUUGGCGGAUAAGGGAAAUUAUAAGCCCUGCACGGUAGACAGAGCCCCACUUAGAAACAAAUACUUCUUCGGUGAGGGUUACACGUAUGGCUCACAGCUGUCGAAACGAGGCCCAGGUAUGGAGCGGUUGUAUCCACCAGGUGAAGUGGAUCCUAUACCAGACUGGGUCCACAAGUUGGUCAUCAAACCACUUGUGAAGGCCAAUAUGGUGCCUGAAGGAUUUAUAAACUCGGCUGUCAUCAAUGACUAUCAGCCUGGAGGAUGCAUUGUUUCUCACAUAGAUCCUAUACACAUAUUUGACAGGCCCAUUGUCUCUGUCUCUUUCAUGAGCGACAGUGCUCUGAGUUUUGGCUGCAAAUUCAGUUUCAAACCCAUCCGAGUAUCUAAGCCCAUCUUGUGCCUGCCGCUGUCCAGGGGCUGUGUCACAAUCCUCAGUGGGUUUGCAGCAGAUGAGAUAACGCAUUGUGUACGUCCUGAGGAUACAGUCGCUCGUCGGGCUGUCAUUCUGCUGCGCAGGGUGUUUCCUGAUGCUCCACGGUUGGCUCCUAAUGAGGUUCCACCCCCUCUCAGUGCAACUCCCACAUCACGUUACCAAGAGAUUAAUGGCUUGUCCAGGCCAGGAGAUGGGGGCACUAACUCCCGAAAGAGAGUCGUGGUGGUGAGCAGCUCGCUGCACCCAAGGCACCACUCAGAAGACAGUGAUGCAGGGGAGGAAGACCUGGAAGAUGUGCGACAGCAGCGCGGUAGUAGUAACAAGCGUCGCAGGACCCGCAAGGAGAGCAGCCCUGCAAGUUCCACCAGCAGCCAGCAUGGUGAACACUAGCAUGUAGCCAACAGGUUCUGGAAAAAGUUUUUAUGCAUUCUUUCAUCUGUUAUUUUCACAUGGCCUACUACACUGUGAAGCAGGGGCAGCUGUGUUGCAGGAAGGAGGUGUUAAAUGUGCACUGUAAGAAAUCAUAGUCAGUUGUAUGUGUGUAAGUAUUAUACCAUGUUCUGUUAAUCCUUCUGCUGCUGUUCAGUUAUCCUCUUGUCUCAGUGUUUGUGAAGAGACUUUCGGAUUUAAACUUUGCCCUAAAAACUUGAUGGCCAUUUCCUUUUUUAAUUUGUUUUUAAAAUUCAAUUUGGAGUCAUGUUAAAACUAUAAACUUCUGUAUUAUGUGUCUUAUCAUGACAUAUAAUUGUAUAUUUUUAUGAUCUGUAAAACAGAAAUACUAAUUUCAUACUUAACAUUCACAGGUUGUUUAAUUUCUCUGUAUGAAAAUAGUUGUGUAGGUGGAAGUGAUUUUACCCGAUAUGCAUGCCUUCUUUUUGGCCACGUCUGUUGUUCCGUUAGCUUCCCCCUACUUCACCGUGUAUUGCAGAUGCCAUGUUUACUUCUUUCAUAUUUAUGUUAUACUAUUAUACUGGUUACCAUAGUUUUCAGAAACUUUAACUGCUUGAGAAUAUUUGGAGUAGGAAGCAGGGUAUUAUAAUGAGCAAUUGUUGCAGUAUUGGAUGUCAGUGCCUUCUUGGCACGUUUUGUUUCUUUAUUCUCUGAAGAAGUGCCCACUGCAGUAAUUAAGCAGGAAGUUUGUGUGACUGUACCAUCUAUUUCACCAGUGAUGACCUAAUUAUGUUUUCAGCAUUGAAUGUCGUGGGUGUAAUAAUGUCGAAAGCUAUACAUGUACUCAGCUUCUGCGUUGAUCUGUCAUCUGCUUCCUUUUUAUCACCAGUUUAGUGUGUAACAGGAAACAAGGCACACAAUGCCAUUUAAAAAUGUGUGAUAUAACCGGAACUCUGAAGAAUACUAGUUUAAUGCCGAUUUCAUUUUUUAUAUUUUAAAAAUUAGGGUACUUACAAAAAUAUAAAAUUAAAACAUGCAGAAUAAUUUAUGAGUGAAGCUCCGCCUGGUGUGAAAUGACUGAUGAUCACUGUUGUUCCUUCCCCCCUAUUUGGGGAAACUUGUCUUUGAUUAUAUUUGCAGUAUUUUGGAGGUUGUUUGUGAUUUGUGCUAGUUCAGGGAUUUGAGUCGGUGAAGUUAUAAAUCAUAAUGGUAUUGAAAUUACAGAUAACACAGUUUGGAAUGAAAACAAACAUUCCAAAUUGGGAAAUAGAAAUAUAGUAUAUUAUGGAAGGAAACUAUUGGCCAAUUGAGCAAGUAAUAUUGUGUAAAAUUAGUUAUAGGAAAUAUGCAUGAUGUCAUGGUUUAGAUAAACGUAAGGUUUCAGCUUGCAGCUUGACUGGUGAUAGGGCGGUGUAUUCAGAGUUGUGAAGAAACUUCAAAGAUCAGUGUUUGAUAACAUAAUAACGGAUGGAGUCAUCUUAGCUUAUUUACUCAUAUCAUCAGUUACUUGAUGAUGAUGAUGACGAUGACACAGUUUCAUCAUAUAUGUAGCAACCAGUUUUGUUGGUCGUCUUAGGCACUGGACUGAAAUGUAAUGAAAACUUUUGAUUAGUGUUAACUGGUGUCUAACAAAGUAAUCUUCAGAUAUAAGUUCCAGUUUUAAGUGAAAUUUUGAUAGUGGAUGUUCCCAAAUCAGGGGUUUCAGGUAUUGAAACAUAACAUUCUGAUGUGGAGAAAAAGGGGUAAGAAUUUGUCGUAUUGGAACAAGACCAGGCACCACUUUAUGAUCUUUUUUAAUUUUCUAUGAAAUUAGCUGGUGACUGCUUACAGGAUCAUGAUGGCUAAGAUUCUUAUGUCUGUGCCAUCUCUCCAUCUGCCGGACUAAUGACAUAUGAGGAUUCGCCAAAGGUUAGAAAUUGAUGUCCCACCAUUGGCUAUCUGUAAGCAGAUUCUAACAUCACGGAAAUAUUACACACAUGGGGACCAUUAAAUGUCUUUUUGUUAGAAAUAUUUUUACCUUUAAAUUUUUCCUACUGUAAAACGACUUACUUUUUUGCCUGCUCAUUUUUGUACCAAGAUAAUGGAGCAACAUGCAGCGAAGGCUCGACGUCCUGUUUGAUGGAUGAAUAAUCAUAAGGAUUGGUUUCAUUCAUUUAUAUAUUUGAGGAAGUAGGGACUAGCGUUUGCAGAAAUAAAACUAUUUGUGGGCAUUGGAAGUAUAAUUGUGGAAAUCACAGGAAAUCUUUGAUUUCCAUACAAUUACAGAAUAUCCUGUGUUAUUUGUAGAUGUAUUAAUAUAGUAGGGCAUUCCUUUCAGUGGCUGGUGUAACCACAGUUUUUACAGACAGUAUUUUAAAAUGCACAUGAAUCUUCAUUCAUUAUCUAUGUUAGAGUGCAUUUCAUUCCAGUAGACUCCUCAGGCCGCGGUACUGGUAAGAAAAGCAUCUUGUCUGUGAUGAGCCGUUCUGUGUAGUAGCGUCAGGGGUUGAAGGUCACCUGCUAACUCGUUGCAUCCUCAAGAAAUUGUGUGAGGCACUGCAAAAACACAUUGAAAAUGUGGAAGAAGGAUGUGGGCUCUGAAGGUGACUAUUUUCUGGCAUCUUGUGCUGUGUAGUCUCAUUGAUGAGGAGGCUACAUACUGCAACAUCCCAGAAGACAGUUGUCUUCAUAUUCGUUGCCGUGAGAACCUGAAACCUCAUGAUGUGGCUUUUGUUCACAAGUAUUCGUAUGUAUGAUAACAUAUGACUGUAUUAAAUUUCAUUAUUGUUAAGUAAUGAGAAUGUAAAAGAAAUUCAUUAUAAAUAUUCUUGCUUUGAUCUGAGAGUUCUGAAAUCUUAACAACCAGUUGUAAAAGAAUCUGAAUAGUUAUGUCAGAAUCAGUAAGCAGGGUUUGUUGAUGAAAACACCUGCAAAUAUUGAUUGGUAUUGUUCAUCCAUUUUGUUCACUUAUUCAUUAAUUUGCGUGUUCAUUUCUUUAUGUAUUUGAAAUCAGCCAUACUGUUUACUAGUCCCCAGUUUUAUCCAUCAGUUGGCUCUGUUUAGAUUAUGCUCUAACACAAACUCUGGAACUUCAUAUGAAACUUUCUUGUUUCUGACUAUACAAGUUUAAAUUUGAAUGAGUGUAAGUAAUUAGAAAAUAUUUGAUGUUUUGUAUUUUGCAGUUAUGUGAAAAGUACUUUAACUGAGUAAAUUAAGAUGUUAGUGGGCAAUACACUGACAUACAUCAUACAAUUCUUUACUAGGGGAAGACAAAGAUACACAUGCUCCUUUAACUAUGUCAAAUAUCAGAAGUUGAUGUGACAACAGUUUGUCCGGAUUAACUGAGGAGUUGAUAAACGUUUUGGUUAUUGAACUGUGGCUUGUGUAAUAUGUUUUGCUUUGUAUUACUGUACCUCAUGUGCAAACAAGAUUUUUAAGAGUAUGGAGUUCCAGUGUUUAUAGCCAUAAUCCGUUAUCCACCAAAACUAUUGUUUUGUUCAUUUUUAUAUUUAGUUUAUUGAAUCAACAGAAUCAUGCAAGUGGAAAGUCUGAAGGGCAGAAGCAUUCGCAGAGGCAAGAUGAUUGAAAUGGGAGAAGUGUAUCAAAUGUUUGAAGUUGUAAUUCUUUUUGCCAUGUGUCUGUGCCUUCCUUUUUAUAAACAAGUGUUAUGAGAGAAGUAAGCUGGUAUAUUAAGGCAAGCAACUUGUUACCAAUUGUGAAAGUAUUGUAUUGUUGUAAAUAUUGUAAUGAAUCCUGAACAUUGUGGUUUUAGUGUACAUUGUGCAGAUUGUUGGAGAGACCUCAUUACAUUUGGUGGUUUGUGAUGAGGUUCUGUUGUGCCUGGCAAGUCAGACAAAGUAGCCACUUCAAGGUGUUGUAAAUUUAUUAAGUCAUUGUAGUAGUCCUGAUGCUCGGAAGGAUCAUGGAUACCACUAAUAUUAUGUUUUUUUUAUCUAAUUUAGCGCAUGGAGCAGAAUCCUUCUUGAGCAGCUGAUAGUUACUCAGCUAGUGAACAAACUCCCCACUUUUCAUACUGGGUUUGGCAGAGAAGGCUGACAUUUUCAUUUGUAAAUAAAUUCUGUCAUUGAGUAAAGACAUACAAACAUGUAACAGAAAUCUUAGAAAUUAAGUAUUGUCUGUGUGUGUGUAUACACACACACAUACUGUUCACAUUUUGGAAACUUAAUGCAGUAAAUGUAACCCCACCCCCACCCCCCCCUCUCUGAAGUGAUGCACUCUAAGAGGCACUAAGUGAAACACGCAACGCAUUGUGAAUCGCUUCUCUGGUACUGGCUUUUAGUUGAUCCAAAAUUGUGGGCAUCAUCUCAAAUGUACAACUCUUAAGGUAUCCCCAUAGAAUUAUAGUUUGGGCUGAGAAAUCAGGAGAUCUUGGCAGCAAGUUUAAAUUAUGAAUCCAUGAGAUUAGAUGAUGCUGAAACAUUUCACACAGUUUCUCCUCACUCACUCAUGUAGUAUGUGAUGUGGUGCUAUCUUGCUGGAACCACACUGUCAUGUGUGUUCCCAACCAAAUUCCCAUACCUAUGGCCUCUUUAAACCUCUACUCUUCAUAUUCUUGUAUACUCUUCAACAUAAAAAUGUCAGUCUUUGCUGGACCCUGCACAGUCUGAAGGUUUAUUACUGUGGUCACAAGAAUUUGCCAUUGGACCCUGUCCUGAUCCAGUUCAGUCUAGUCCAAAUCUUAACCCAUGUUUCCAUAAAGUCUAUUUGAAACUCAUAAAUCCUGUCUACAAAUUUUAUCAAAACGUGGGUGCAAGGCUUGGCCUAACUCUUGAGCAAUGAACAAAAAUUCAGAAUCUUGGAGAAGAGAGUGCUGAACAGAAUAUUACGUGUGAGGAAGCAACACAGAAUUUAAAUAAAUUUCAUAAUAAAGGCUUCAUAUUUUGUGUUCUUCACCUGAUGUUGCACAGAAAAAUUACAGAUGAAUUUAAAUUCCAAAACGAAUUUUCCUGGACAUUUAUUUUCACUCAGGUAUAAACUGAUAUAAAAGUAAAUGUGUGAAAAAUGUAUGUAUCAUAAAGAAGUAUAACAUUUUACUCAGUGGAGUAUAGAACAGGAAUUCUAGUGAAGCAGACCUCCGUUGAUGUCUCGUGUGUAACUUGGUGUCAUAUUUCAACCAGUGAUGUGGGUGAAAUGAUGGGCAUAAAACCCUGUAAGGUGUCACAUAGGCAUACAUGUAUAAAAUGCCUAGAAUAUCUUCUCUCAGAGAAGCCCAUGAAAAGAUUAGAUUGCAUAGUUUUUCAUCUUUUAAGAAUUAUUGCCUUUUUAAAGGGGACAUUAAAAUAUACAGAAUGACAAUAAGUAUGUUAUAUAUUUGUAUCCACAUCCUUCCAGUUUCAUGUGACAAAGUAAUUUUUUAGUUUUGUUACUACUACUGUCUGACUUGACCUGAUAACUUUGUAAUGUAUAUCUACAUGCCUCACUCUUGAACACGGACUGUUGUGAUGUUUUUA